AUGGCUCAUAAGUCCAACCCCUAUAAGAAGGCCCGCGCGGCCAUGCGUUGGAAGUGGAAGAAGAAGCGUACUCGUCGUCUUCAGCGUAAGCGCCGGAAGAUGCGUCAGCGUUCCAAGUUGAUAUUAGUGAUAAUAACAUCAUUCGACUUGUCCAAGGCUGCCGCCGCUGCGUUUAACCCCGGUCUCAAGAGCCUUUCUCGUCGUGGUGUUGCUCAAUUAAGUGAAGUCCCCCUCCUCUUCCCCUGCGAGCAUUCUUCCAUCCCUACUGUGCAAACGAUCAACUCGGAGCUCAUCCUAGUGGGUAUAAGGCAUGCUCGGUUCGCUGAGCUUAUCCUUAUUCCCUACCAAGAGCUUCGGAAAUUUCUGUUGUUAUGA
This is a messenger RNA of Perkinsus marinus ATCC 50983, 375 nucleotides long. RefSeq lists its product as hypothetical. The record is from RefSeq and is a predicted model, not a curated record. The coding region runs from base 1 to 375 and encodes 124 amino acids. NCBI's taxonomy places the organism in Eukaryota, Perkinsozoa, Perkinsida, Perkinsidae. Gene Ontology annotation, biological process: translation. The transcript has 3 exons. Gene Ontology annotation, cellular component: ribosome. Gene Ontology annotation, molecular function: structural constituent of ribosome.